AUGGAUUUUAGUUCACCGAAUGAAUCCGAUGUGGACAUGAUGCAUGAUGAUUCAAUGCUUAAUGUCAAUUUAUCGGCUCAAUAUGGUCAUCAUCACCAACAUCAGCGUUCGUUACCCCCACAUCCGAGUAUUUCCGGUAUGAAUUCGGAUCCCCAUGCUGUUUUUCCAGGGGUUUAUGUACCUGGUUUAAACCCAAUGGAACAACCCCAACAAGGUGAUGCCAUGGAAGAAUAUGCUCGUCUUAUGGGUAUUAAAGUCGAGAAUGAUGGACCCAAUGUGAAUACCACUGCAUUUGGAGUCCCAAGUGCCACCAAUGACCUGACAAAGAUUCAAGCGAAUGCCGCUUACUUUGAAAACCUCAUUAAUCGUGAUCGAAAUGAUACGAUGGAUGAAGGGAACAAUGUCACGUCCAUGACAUUACCGGCAGGUAUUGGGGGUGGUAUGAAUGGUCAAUUUAUGGCUGCACCCAUGGCACCAACGCCACCAAUGUACAAUCCAAAUUCCGAGUUGGCAUUUCAAGAUGGUGGUGGUGGAUCACGAUUGUACGAUCCAUCGUCUGGUUUUCCACGACAAAGUCCAUCCAUGCCCUUUCAUAAGGGACCUCAAGUGCGGCAGGGGAUAUUGCCACCGGAUAUGGUCGGGUCUCAGACACUUCCACCUGAAAUCAUUUCGGCUAUGAUCAAGAACAAUUCAUCCCACAACUUUGACAAUUUGAGUGAAGAUGAAAAGCAGGCACUGAUCAAGGAGGAAAAAUCGAGAGAACGUAAUCGAGAUCAUUCGCGCAAGUCGCGACUUCGCAAGAAAGAAUUUGUCGAGUCACUGAAGCAUGAGGUUGGACAGCUACAGGUGUAUCAGCAAAUCUGUGAACAAUGCAUGGACUGUAUUGCUCUUGUGGCAGCUGAAGCCUCAGCGAUCUUCCUCUUCUCGAGCGCUGCGUAUACACGCGUGCUUGGCUACCAGAACCAUCAAAUUGUGCCCGGCCAGACGAGUUUUCUCGACAUGGUGCACCCGGACAAUGUGCAAGAAGUUCGCGCAGUGUUCAUGAAGCUCAACACGUUGGGCGAGACCCAUCGAUUUAAAUUCCGAAUAAAGUCAAUGGAUGGCGAGUACUUUAACGCAGAGACGACAGCACGCAUGGCGGAGAAGGGGGUGGUGUGUUCGACUCGCGUGGAUCGUGACACCUAA
Peronospora farinosa is the source of this 1185-nucleotide messenger RNA. NCBI's taxonomy places the organism in Eukaryota, Oomycota, Peronosporomycetes, Peronosporales, Peronosporaceae. The record is from the annotation of a GenBank genome assembly.